Messenger RNA from Liolophura sinensis, 1603 nucleotides. RefSeq names its product gamma-soluble NSF attachment protein-like. Gene Ontology annotation, cellular component: vacuolar membrane; SNARE complex. The transcript has 10 exons. Bases 7 to 927 code for a protein of 306 amino acids. Gene Ontology annotation, biological process: intracellular protein transport. Gene Ontology annotation, molecular function: syntaxin binding; soluble NSF attachment protein activity. The record is from RefSeq and is a predicted model, not a curated record. Lineage: Eukaryota; Metazoa; Mollusca; Polyplacophora; Chitonida; Chitonidae.
UUAAGGAUGGCUGGACAAGUGGCAAGUGACAGGAAAAUCUCUGAAGGCUUAGAGCACAUCAGACAAGCUGAGAAAUGCUUGAAGACAUCUCUGUUUAAAUGGAAGCCAGAUCAUGAUGGGGCAUCGUCUGAGUAUACGAAAGCUGCGACAUGUUUUAAGAAUGCCAAGGCUUAUGAGGAGGCUAAGGAAUGUUACGUGAAAGCUGCCGAGAGCCAGAAACACAUGAACUCACCAUUUCAUGCAGCCAAGUCGUACGAGCAGGCAGGACUGAUCUGUAAGGAGAACAAAGAGCUGAGUGAGGCGGCGGACCUGAUGGAGCAGGCAGCAUUCAUGUUUCAGGAGAAUGGCACUCCAGACACAGCCGCUCUAACCCUGGAGAAAGGCGCUAAAUUCCUGGAAGAAGAAAGUCCUGACCGUGCCAUCUACCUGUACACGAAAGCUGUGGACGUGUCUGAGAUAGAAGAUAAACCGCGGCAAUGUGCAGAGGCAGCUGGUAAAGCUGCUCGGCUGUUGAUCAAAUGCGGAAGAUUGGACGAGGCUGUGGAAAUGAUAAAGAAGGAGAUGGAGUUUUACGCUCAAGUUGACAAUUAUGCGACCAUCUGUAAGCUGGUGCUGGCACUGGUGCUUCUCCAUCUGCAUAGAGGAGAUUAUGUGGCUGCUGAUCAAAGCUUCAAAAGUUCACUCAGCUACCCUGGGUUUGGGGAGAGUGAAGAGAGCAUAGCAGCAGAAGAAUUACUGACAGCCUAUGACUCUGGGGACGAAGAAAAAGCCAGAAUUGUCCUCGGCCUGCCUCUUUUCAAGUACAUGGAUAACGCUUUUGCUAAGUUGGCCAGAGACUUGCGGUUGCCGGAAGGUGGAUCAUCAGGCGGGCGUUCAACAGGCGGCGAGGGUCAAGACGAUGACGAGUUUGCAGGCGGCCUGUGCUGAGAAGAAAGGCUUUGUCUGAUUGGCUGCCUCAAAGGUUAGCAUUCUAUGUUGAGGUACAACAGCUUGGUGGGUCAUAGCUCUCAUACAGCAAAAGGAAUGGUUGGAGCCACAUAUAUUCCUGCAGGGCUUGAUAAAAUGCAUAACGUUAAGCAUGAACAAUUAUGUAGCAAUUUAUCAUUUUCCAGGGAGAAUUUUGAGCGUACACCGCCAGAGGUAAUACACAUGCUUUUUUUUUAACCCUAGACAGACAAAUUAAUUUGACUGAAAGCCAGAAGGUAUUGACAGAGCUGUGGGAUUUAGGUUGGCAAACAUUUUGGGAUGUCAUAGGAUAUUUCAUAUAAUUAUGGGAUAUUUCUUUGAGAGACAUAUUUGGGAUAGUACAUGUGUGUGAUAUGAGAUAUUUCAUGUUUUACAUGUAUCAUAGGAUUGGUCAUGAAUGAUGUCUGAUGAUAUGGCAUGGGAUAUGUUACAUUAUCAUGGAAUAUGUCAUGAGUUAUAUCUGAUGAUAUGCCAGGGAUAUAUUAUCAUGGAAUAUGUCAUGCAUUAUGUCUGAUGAUAUGCCAUGGGAUAUGUUAUAUUAUCAUGGAUUAUGUCAUGAGUUAUGUCUGAUGAUAUGCCAUGGGAUAUGUUAUAUUAUCCUGGAAUAUGUCAUGAGUUAUGUCUGAUGAUAUGCCAU